Hyalella azteca is the source of this 1529-nucleotide messenger RNA. Its product is annotated as caspase-1. The record is from RefSeq and is a predicted model, not a curated record. Lineage: Eukaryota; Metazoa; Arthropoda; Malacostraca; Amphipoda; Hyalellidae. Gene Ontology annotation, biological process: apoptotic process; proteolysis. The transcript has 8 exons. Gene Ontology annotation, cellular component: cytoplasm. Bases 46 to 1395 code for a protein of 449 amino acids.
UUUUGCUGGUAUUCAAUCAUUUAUUUUGAUUAAAAUUCAUGAACUAUGGAUUCUCAGUUUAUUAAUGAUGGUAAAGAAUUUGGCUACACUGGAGAAGAAUUGCGCAAGUAUGUGUUUACACGUAAAGAAGAACAGAGACUUAUUGAGGAACGGGAGAGAGAGGAGAGGAAAACUGCAAAAGAAGUGCAACGGGAAAAAAGAGCACAUGAGCUGGUUAUUAAGAAGCAGGCGCUGAAAUUAGCCAAAUUCAAGGCAGCUGACGCUGAAACUGUCGCCAACCGUUCUGUGACUGCCACGAGCGAUUUUUAUCUCACGAUGGUGAUGAUGAUUUCCAUGAGGAAAAGCCCCAUAAAGUCCUUAAUCUACAACGACGGCAAUGACGUCUCGGUUAACCGGCAGACGUUUGAGAAGAUGCGAGAUAUUGACUGCUGUUCUCAUUCAGUGACCAUGUUUGCACAACAGAAUGGAUUUGCCAACUACAGGGGACCAACGUCAGAGGUUUUGCCGGAUACUAAGCAACAGCCCGACGAUGUGGACAGAAUCAAAUUUGGUCGCACCAAAGAGGUGGAGGGCCGCCCAGUCAACAUCAGCACCCUAACGCUGGCAGACGACGAGUUCUACAACAUGAACCACAAGCGCAGGGGCGACUGCAUCAUCUUUUCUCAUGACAAAUACGAUAGUAAGAUGCCGCUUGGACAGCGCGAGAACUCAUCCGCCGAUGCCAAGCUGUGCCAGAAGACUUUCCAAGAACUCGGUUUUGAGGUACAAAUUCACAAGAACCAGAAGAAAAAAGAUCUUCUCGAUAUCCUACAGAAAGAGAGCGAGCGCGACCACAGCGACUGCGAUGCGUUGGUCAUCGUCUUCAUGAGCCACGGCGGAAACGAUGAGGGCUUGGAAUAUUUGUGCGCCUACGACGACAAGUUCCGCACCACCAAGUUGUGGGAGCCGUUCACGGGGGACAAGUGCCCCACGCUGGCGGGGAAACCAAAGCUUUUCUUCAUACAGGCUUGUCGCGGCGACAAGAUAGACAAGGGCGUCGGGCUUCGCGUGACCACCGACAGCAUCGCGUUCACGGCGGAAGAAUACGUAGUGCCUGCGCACGCCGACCUCCUCGUCAUGUGGGGGUCCUUCGAAGGUUUGUUUUCGUUCCGCUCGUCCAGAGGAGGCAUAAACGGCAGCGUCUUCCUCCACCACCUGAGCCUCGCCCUGAAGGAGGAGGGCACCUCGACUCCCCUCAUGGACAUCCUCAUCAAGGUGAUACGGCGAGUUGCGCUCGACUUCGAAUCGAAGGUUGGGGCAGGCCACGCCCUGGACUGCAACAAGCAGGUGCCCCACAUCUCCUGCACGCUCACCAGGAAGCUGCUAUUCACUAAACCAAGCAAGCUGCAAUCAUAAGAGCUUCUCAACCCUGAAGUCUCAGCUGGAUUAUGUUUUAACUAGUGCCAAGCUGGUUUCUAAUAAUGUGUAUAGCAUCAAAUUAGAUCCUUGUGGGCAGCAUACAGGGUCCGCCAUAUUUAUGGCAACGCAUG